AUGUCUCCAACGGUGGGGUUCAACGAUGUUUUCUUUGGUUCUUGGAGCCUCGAGAAAACUGAUAACUACAUGUCUCAUUGGGUACCAACCUCAUACAAAGUAGCUGUUGCCUACUUGUUGGCAAUUUAUCUCGGUCAAAAAGUGAUGCGAAAUAGGAAACCGCUUGAACUUGACACACCAUUAGCAUUGUGGAAUUUUAUGUUUUCGCUAUUCUCUGGAGUAGCUGCUUAUAAAUUGAUUCCUGAGUUAUUACAUGUAUUCAGUAAGGAUGGAUUCGUAGGUGAGUGA
Messenger RNA from Cylicostephanus goldi, 288 nucleotides. NCBI's taxonomy places the organism in Eukaryota, Metazoa, Nematoda, Chromadorea, Rhabditida, Strongylidae. The record is from the annotation of a GenBank genome assembly.